Messenger RNA from Gryllus bimaculatus (two-spotted cricket), 4627 nucleotides. The record is from the annotation of a GenBank genome assembly. NCBI's taxonomy places the organism in Eukaryota, Metazoa, Arthropoda, Insecta, Orthoptera, Gryllidae.
AGCGUGGCGCAGUGCGGGGAGAGUGCGCUGCGGGGAGCUGUGAGACAGCUGGAGGCAGUUGACAGUAAUGUUCGAAAGUAUACGUGAGACGUUUCCGCGUGUGUGCCAUAACUUUUUUUCGCGGUGUUUACAGACACUGCCGAGUACAUUGUGAUUCCGGAGAUAUGACGUAGCAAAUUGGUUUGUGGUGUAGGUGUAUUUUAUAGUUGCCGUUUUAUUGGUAGUGUCGCAAGAGGACAGGUGGACAGGUCGUCGCGGAUGGCGGGCGCGGAGGCAGCGAGCGCGCGUGCCGCGGGCGCGCGGGCGGUGUUGCUGCGGCGCGUGCCCAUCGCGGGCUGGCUGCCGCGCUACUCGGCCGAGGCCCUCGUUAGCGACCUCAUCGCCGGCGUCACCGUCGGCCUCACCGUCAUGCCGCAGAGCCUCGCCUACGCCACGCUGGCGGGCCUCGAGCCCCAGUACGGCCUCUACUCGGCCUUCGUCGGCUGCUUCGUGUACGCGCUCUUCGGCAGCGUCAAGGACGUCACCAUCGGCCCCACGGCGCUCAUGGCGCUCAUGGUGUACCAGCAGGUGCACGCGCGCAACGCCGACUUUGCCGUGCUGCUCUGCUUCCUCUCCGGAUGCGUGCAGCUGCUCAUGGCCGCCUUGAACCUCGGAGUUCUGGUAGACUUCAUUUCAGUCCCUGUAACUGUUGGUUUCACCUCUGCCAUGGCUUUCAUAAUUUCUUGCUCCCAAUUGAAGGGUCUGUUGGGACUAAAAUUUUCUUCAUCAGGAUUUAUUGAUACAGCAACCAAAGUUGUGCAGCAUUUGCCUGAAACUCGGCCAUGGGAUGCUACCCUUGGUUUUCUUUGCAUCUUUAUCCUUUUAUUUUUAAGGAAAAUAAAGGAUGUGAAACGACAUGCUCCUGAUGUAAAGCCAACUCCACGCCAGAGAAUAGGCAUGAAAAUUCUCUGGUUGCUCUCAACUGCACGAAAUGCAUUAGUAGUGAUUGUAUGUUCUAUACUAGCAUUUCUGUUGUCACCUCCUGCAGAUGGUUCUGAUCAAGAUGCCUCACCUUUUGUGUUGACUGGGACUGUUCGUUCUGGAUUGCCUCCUUUUGGUCUGCCCCCAUUUUCUACUACUAUUGGAAAUCAGACAUAUUCUUUUGGAGAAAUGUGUUCCGGGCUGGGCUCUUCCAUUGUUCUGGUGCCCAUCCUUGCUGUUCUGGGAAAUGUGGCUAUAGCAAAAGCUUUUGCUAGUGGUGAUUCCGUUGAUGCUACACAGGAGCUUAUGACUCUUGGUCUGUGCAAUCUUUUGGGUUCCUUCGCAUCAUCCUUUCCUGUUAGUGGUUCAUUUUCUCGAAGUGCUGUAAACCAUGCCAGUGGAGUUAAAACACCAAUGGGUGGAGUUUUCACAGGACUUCUUAUUAUUUUAGCCCUUGCUGUGUUGACACCAUAUUUUUAUUACAUUCCUAAAGCUUCUUUAGCUGCUGUAAUUAUUUGUGCUGUCAUAUUUAUGAUUGAAUAUGAAGUUGUGAAGCCAAUGUGGAAAUCAAGUCGCAAAGAUCUUGUCCCUGCCUUUGUUACAUUUAUGAUGUGCCUUAUUUUGGGUGUGGAAUAUGGAAUUGUAAUUGGAGUAGGAGUAAACUUAAUAUUUUUGUUGUAUCCCUCUGCUCGGCCAAUGACUCAUUCUGGAUCAGAAUAUUUACUAGUGACACCAUCAAAUAGUCUUUAUUUUCCUGCUGUUGACUUCAUUCGCUCAAGUGUUGGUCGUGCUGGAAUAACCCAAGGCUCAAGUCAAAUGCCAGUUAUUGUUGACUGCCGUUUUGUAUUAGGAGCAGAUUUUACUGCUGCAAAGGGUAUUGCUGCUCUGAUAGAUGACUUUAGUAAGCGUAAGCAGCCAAUUUAUUUUUAUAAUCCUCAUCCAAAUGUAUUAGCAGUAUUUAAGGGAGCAAAUCUUGAAGAAUUUGUUGAAAUUUGUAAUCCUGAAGAAUUGGAACAAAUGCUUCAAGCACCAAGAGGCGACAAUGAUGUGACAAGUGACACAGGAGAUGUAAGAAUGAGGAAUUUUGAUUUACGAGAGGUAACUACCUCUUCUAAUUCAGCUGCUUGUCUUCCUGUACCUGAUUUGAACAGCCCAACUGAAAGUAUUCCUGCACAAGUGGAUCUGAGCAGUACACCACUGUUAACGAAUUCACGAUACAAUGAAAGUUCUGUGGAACCUAGUGAAAGGUCAUAGCAACUUAAAACAUACUGAAGUCUUAUUGGACUUAAUGUUAAUCAUACUUCUUCUUCUUCUUCUUUUUUUUUAAGAUUAGAAGUUGGAAUUUUAGCAAUAUACAUUAAUUAUACAUUCGACAGUGCUGCCAACAUGACAUAAUUGUGACUGCUGUAUUUUUUAUUCCUUGCAUGUGUUCAUGUGUUACCACGCAUCUGGUGAAUUUUGCCUGUGGAUUGAUAACGCACCUUAAACCAGAAAUUCAUCUUUUCCAAAGUAUAUGUGAAUUUUUAUUAAGGACAAAUAGCCAUCAUUAGUCAUCAUUAAUACAAAUAGCCAUCAUUGAUCAUCUUCUUAAUGUACUUAUGUAUGUAUGAAUGUGACAUUGCACAAAAAAUGUGAACUAUGAAUCUAAUUAUUGAAUGUGUUUCUUUGUUAUGUUAGUUAUGAAUGGGUGGUUUUAUUAUACAUAUUUAUAAUACUUGCAAGGAACAUAGCAAUCACCCGUACAUGCUGCCAGGUUUAGAAGUAUUAUUUUAUUAAAGAAGAUAUUUUAAUACAAACUAUUGAUUGAACUUUGUACUCAUUUCUAUUUGAAAUUUCAGAUAAAGAAUUGCUAUCUGAGAGAGAACUUGUUAGAACUACAGACACCUUUCUUUGAAUUUUGAAUUUCUGUAUGUGUAGAUAGUUUUCAUUUCUAUUCAUAGGCAACAUGGAUGCAUUUCUUAAACCUUUUAGAUGUGGCGUUUUUUUUCCUUUUGUAGUCUUGGUGGUAUAGACAUUUUUAAAUAGAUUAAUAUUUUUGACCCCAAUUUCUAAUGGACUGACUUCAUUGUGUGUUAGCGAGGGCCGGAGUGAGGUAAUCAUGUUUAGGAAGACAAUGGCACCUGAAGGGCAGUGGGCCACAGAGAAGCACAGUGUAUGUAUGAGCUAAAAUAUGUUUGAGAGAUGAAUCAUGGAACAAAGACUACAAUUAUUUGAAAUACUUCUAAAUUCAAUUAAGAUAAUAUAUAUUGAACAAAUUUGUGGAAGUCUUGUGUAAAUACAAUGCGAACUCACAAAUUCCAUAUCAAACUAAAGAAAAAAUUAUUUAUAUCAAUUAGGUAUUCAUCAUGUUUUUUUCAAACUCUACUAUUCUUUUACUCAUUAUUUAAAAUUCAGUAUUUCGAAACAAAAUUGGGCAGCCAAUAAAAGAAGUGUAAUUUGCUAACACAUCUGAAAAUUUAACGUUUCUCUUUCUUUUCUUUUUUCUCUGUGGGGAAAAAGCUGAUCAUGAACGUACAAACAUUACUUCCCAAACUUUUAAAAAGUUAAUUGCAAUGUCUUAUUCUGCCUCCCCUCUUAUUAUACUUAUUUUUAGUUCUUUUCCUUCUUCCUAUGUGUUAGGGUACCAUCACCAGGUGGAUGUAAGUGAUCCUCAUCCUCUUCUUUUACUUCCGAAGCUCAGCACACUGUAAUUGCACAAAAUUUCACUGUCACUUGCAUAGCACCUAAACAUCUCCUCUAUCAACACUUCCCUUCCAGUUUAUGAAGGGACUCCAAUGUAAUAAUUUCUGUGGAAUUGCUUAUCAAGCGGAGAAAGCAGUCAGAGGACUGGAGGUCAGGUGAGAAGAUUUCCUAAUCGUACCGCUGGGCUAAAAUACUGCGGGAAUUAUGUUUUACAUACAGAACAGAAAGGUUAAGGCAAUAAGUAAUGAGUGCAACUGAGAAACAAUUAAAAAGUAUCUUUGAAGUAUUUGUAACAAAAAGUCAAAACGUGUUCUUAAUUGGAAUGAUUUUCAACAUUUUGAAAAUUGGUUUUCUCAAGAAUAGUAUACGUUCCACUAAAAGCUUUGAAAUUAAAAGUAAAUACUAAACAUCCAUUAAACUAAUACCGAAUCUCAUCUGGAAAAAUGUAAUUUUGAAGUAAAAAUAUAUUUUAAUUGUAGAAUCGUAUUGUUCUAAUUUGCUGUUAAAAGAGAUGUGUUGAUUACUGUUCAUGGUAUUAAAAUUUUUGUUUUGGAAUAUUUGAAUGCAAAAUAACAUUGAUACUAUUUAAGCAAAAUCUUAAUAUUUAUGGUAAAGAUGAUUUAAUUAUACUGUUGAUAUAGAUGAUUGGUAUUCCAAAAGCAAAUGUGCUGAGAGAUGUGAGCAAUUUCAUAUUGCCAAUUGGAAUUUUUUUAAAUGUUUAAUUGUAGUAUUUCUUUAUUAAUGUUUUUUUAAGUAUUAUGUGUAAAAUAAGGUACACUGUUGGUUGUAUUAUGUAUUUUAUAUAAAUUGUUUUGAUUUGUCUCUCUUAUGAAAAUCAUAUGUCAAUACCUUACAUGAAUGAAUCAUGCCUUAAUAUUCAUUGUAUUUAAUUUAUAUUAUUCAUUUUUGAUUUUAUAUUUGUUUUUCAUGCUGUUCAUAUCUCACAUGCUUUUUGAAAUACAUACCAUUUUAAACUUAUACAAGA